GGACGAGGAGGACGAGGAGGAUGAGGAGGACGAGCAGGAUGAGGAGGAUGAGGAGGAUGAGAAGAAGAAGAAGAAUAAGAAUAAGAGACGAGAGUCAACGAUGUCAGAGACCGAGAAGCUCGAGAUUGAGACGGAGGAUGGGAAGAAGAAGAAGAAGAAUUCAAAAGAGGAGAAGGCUACCGCUGAGGAGGAAGGAGAUGAGGACAAGACCCCGACCAAGACACCAAAGCAGAAGACACCGUCAAAGGGAGGAAAGAAAGCCAAUAUUAUUGAGCCAGACAAGGAAGACACAGGACCUACCGCUUCGUCGAAGAAGAGGAAAAAGACCGGAGAUGAAGAAGAGGAGCAGAAAACACCGAAGUCUUCCACGAAGAGAAGGAAGAGCACAGCUGAGAAAACGGAGGAGAAACCAAAAUCGUCUACAAAGAAAAAGCAGAGUUCUGCAGAGAAAGAGGAAAAGGAAGAUGACAAGCCGACGACCCCAUCAAAAAGGAAGGCCAAAACAGAGGAGCAGGAAACACCGAAGAGUUCCACGAAGAGAAGGAGGAGCGCAGCUGAGAAAACGGAGGAGACGCCGAAAACUCCGGCAAAGAAAAGGCAGAGUACUGUGGGGGAAGAGGAAAAGGAAGAUGACAAGCCGACGACCCCAUCACGAAGGAAGAAGGCCAAGACAGAGGAACAGGAAGAGGCAAAGACUCCGGUCAAAGGAGGUGGGAGUGCCACCAGGAAAAAGGAAGAGGAGAAGUCGAAGACUUCUGCAAAAAGAAGACAGUUUACUGUGGAGGUAGAGGUAAAGCCCAAGAUCCCAGCAAAGAGGAAGAAGGCCAAUACCGAGGAAGAAGAAGAAGAAGAAGAAGAAGUCAUGCCUCCGGCCAAGAGAAAGAAGAGGAUCUCUAGAAGUUAGGCUACAGCUAGUUUUCUCCUCCUUUCAUUCUUCUAAAC
This is a messenger RNA of Tricharina praecox, 942 nucleotides long. RefSeq lists its product as uncharacterized. The coding region runs from base 101 to 904 and encodes 267 amino acids. NCBI's taxonomy places the organism in Eukaryota, Fungi, Ascomycota, Pezizomycetes, Pezizales, Pyronemataceae. The transcript has a single exon. The record is from RefSeq and is a predicted model, not a curated record.